This is a messenger RNA of Peromyscus californicus insignis, 531 nucleotides long. Its product is annotated as ferritin heavy polypeptide-like 17. Gene Ontology annotation, biological process: iron ion transport; intracellular iron ion homeostasis. The record is from RefSeq and is a predicted model, not a curated record. The transcript has a single exon. NCBI's taxonomy places the organism in Eukaryota, Metazoa, Chordata, Mammalia, Rodentia, Cricetidae. Gene Ontology annotation, molecular function: ferrous iron binding; ferric iron binding. The coding region runs from base 1 to 531 and encodes 176 amino acids. Gene Ontology annotation, cellular component: cytoplasm.
AUGGCUGAAGCGUCCUCGCAAGUGCAACAGAACUAUGACCAUGACUGCGAGGACGCUGUCAACACCCAUAUCCAGCAGCAGCUCCAAGCCUCCUUCGUGUACUUGUCUAUGGCCUCCUGCUUUGACGGUGAUGACGUGGCCCUGGAGAACUUAAAGCGUUUCUUCCUGAGCAAGUCACAGAAAUGCAAGGCCAGUGCCGAGAUGUUCAUGUUCCUGCAGAAUAAGUGUGGAGGCAGCAUCGUCCUUCAUGACAUCCCAAGACCGGACCGCGACAGUUGGCAUGGGGGCAUCCACGCCAUGGAGUGUGCCCUCCACAUGGAGAUGACCAUCAACCAGAGCCUGCUGAACCUGCAUGAAUUGGCCAAGGGAAAAGGCAGCACCUACCUCUGCGACUUCCUAGAGAAUCACUGUCUGGGUGAGCAGGUCCAAGUUCUGAAGGAGCUGAGCAGCAGUCUGAGCAAUCUGCGCCAGAUGGAGGAUCCAGAGAACGGCUUGGCUGAAUACCUCUUGGACAAGCUCAGCCUGUCCUAA